Molecule: messenger RNA, 1514 nt
Organism: Tachysurus fulvidraco (yellow catfish)
Lineage: Eukaryota; Metazoa; Chordata; Actinopteri; Siluriformes; Bagridae
Product: ATP-sensitive inward rectifier potassium channel 1-like
Exons: 2
Coding region: 146-1270 (374 amino acids)
Biological process (GO): potassium ion import across plasma membrane; regulation of monoatomic ion transmembrane transport
Cellular component (GO): plasma membrane
Molecular function (GO): ATP-activated inward rectifier potassium channel activity
Source: RefSeq, a predicted model, not a curated record
GCGAGCAAGGGAUACAUUUAAUCGAAUAGAAAAAGUGUGAGAAAGCGGGGCAGACUGGAAGAGUGAGAUCGUUUGACACACACUUCUACCUUCUUCUACCAAAGUUCUGAAUAUCUGUGUACAAAGUGCUGCAGCAGAUUUAAAAAUGCCAUCAGCAAGUCAGCUGCUAAGAUGCUGCACAACACGGAAGCGAACUAAUCGAGUCCGUUUGAUAACCAAAGAAGGCCAUUGCAACAUUGAAUAUGGCAAAAUGAAGUACAGCACGUGCUUCGCCUAUAUGAAUGAUAUCUGGUCCACCUGUGUACAAGUUCGAUGGUAUUCCCUAACAUUCUUCUAUGUGGCCUCCUUCAUUUUCAGUUGGUUUAUCUUCACACUCCUCUGGUACUGGGUUGGCUAUAGUAAUGGAGACUUGUGGUAUCAAAACCCAUCAGCUAAUCACUCUGCAUGUGUACUUAAUCUCUAUGACUUAACCACCUCAUACCUGUUUUCAGUGGAAACACAGCUGACAAUUGGCUUUGGCUAUAGAGUAAUUACCCCACUUUGCCCAGCUGCGAUUACAGUCUUCGUUGCUCAGAUUCUUGUUGGUAUCGUCAUCGCAUGCUUUUGGUGUGGUGUUCUCAUAGCUAAAAUUUCCCUGCCAAAGAAAGUCGCCAAAGCCGUCACUUUUAGCGAGAUGGCUGUCAUCUGCUGUAAACAGGACACACUCAGUUUACAGAUACGUGUUGCUAACAUACGCAAAAGCUUGCUGCUCGGCAGUCAGAUCUAUGGCAAGCUGAUCAGGACCAGAGUCACACCUGAAGGAAAGACCUUCAUUAUGGAGCAAGUCAAUAUCGACUUCAUGGUGGAUGCUGGGAAAGACAACUUGUUCUUCGUCUGUCCCUUAACCUUAUAUCAUGUGAUUGACAAGACAAGCCCAUUCUUCCAAAUGGCCGUGGACACUCUACACCAGCAAGACUUCGAGUUGGUGGUGUUUUUAGAUGGCACAGCCGAAUCCACCAGCUCUUCCUGCCAAGUCAGGACUUCAUACCUGCCUCAGGAGAUCAUAUGGGGCUACAAGUUCCUCCCCAUUGUCUCACGCAGUAAAGAGGGCAAAUAUCACAUAGACUUCUCCAACUUUGACAAAGUAGAACCUGUACCAACUGCUCACUGUGCAUACUGCUAUCAUGAUUUGAAUCAUCAUCACGUCUCCAACCAAGGCAUUGAUAAUGCUGGCUUUGAGGUGAUAGAAAUUGGAAGUCAAGACAAUCAGUCAAGUUCUAUGACUACAUAAAUGUUUAUAUUUGCCCUUAAUAUGAGAGACACUUUGUAGUAAAUGGCUAUAAAAAUAAAUAAAACAAAAGACAUUUUUAACUACUAUUAACAAGUUAAAAUUUAGUUAUGAAAACAAGUUUUUAACUAUGAUGUAUAAAUGGCAACAGUGCAAAAUAUACAUUUUAUUAUAUUAUUUGAACAAAAUAGGCAUGAUGUGUCUCUAACGCUGAAACACAAGUCUGCAAAAGCUUCUAUCAACAGCU